Messenger RNA from Myotis davidii, 1611 nucleotides. It is a transcript of the gene ZMAT2, whose product is annotated as zinc finger, matrin-type 2. Gene Ontology annotation, molecular function: nucleic acid binding; zinc ion binding. Lineage: Eukaryota; Metazoa; Chordata; Mammalia; Chiroptera; Vespertilionidae. Bases 9 to 698 code for a protein of 229 amino acids. The record is from RefSeq and is a predicted model, not a curated record. Gene Ontology annotation, biological process: mRNA splicing, via spliceosome. The transcript has 6 exons. Gene Ontology annotation, cellular component: spliceosomal complex; U4/U6 x U5 tri-snRNP complex.
AACGGGAGAUGCUUAGCCUAUUGGAGGGCAAGCCUGCUUUACGGCCUAAGGUCGCUUUUUACGACAUUUUCCGGCUUCCCAUUCACUUCGCGGUGAAGAUGGCGUCGAGCAGUGGGACAAAAAACUUGGACUUUCGCCGCAAGUGGGACAAAGAUGAAUAUGAGAAGCUCGCUGAGAAGAGGCUCACGGAAGAGAGAGAGAAGAAGGAUGGAAAACCAGUGCAGCCAGUCAAGCGGGAGCUUCUCCGGCAUAGGGACUACAAGGUGGACCUGGAAUCCAAGCUUGGGAAGACCAUUGUCAUCACCAAGACCACCCCACAAUCUGAGAUGGGAGGGUAUUACUGCAAUGUCUGUGACUGUGUGGUGAAGGACUCCAUCAACUUCCUGGAUCACAUUAAUGGAAAGAAACAUCAGCGAAACCUGGGCAUGUCUAUGCGUGUGGAACGUUCCACCUUGGAUCAGGUGAAGAAACGUUUUGAAGUCAAUAAGAAGAAGAUGGAAGAGAAACAAAAGGAUUAUGAUUUUGAGGAAAGGAUGAAGGAGCUCAGAGAAGAAGAGGAAAAGGCCAAAGCCUACAAGAAAGAGAAACAGAAGGAGAAGAAAAGGAAGGCUGAGGAGGACUUGACAUUUGAGGAGGAUGAUGAAAUGGCAGCUGUGAUGGGCUUCUCUGGCUUUGGUUCCACCAAGAAGAGUUACUGAGGAUUUCUGUGCUUGGCCCUUUGCUGGGCUUAACUUUGAGUGUGGGCGGGUCAUUUUUUGGGGGAGUACUUGGGAAAGUCCUUAAGUGGCAGUGGGGAGGGCCAGAGGGUGGGUGUUUAUGCUUUCCCUCGACCGUGAGAGAAAGCACCGGAGGCAGAGGUAAUGCUGGGGCAUAUUCCUUUAGCCUCAGUGUACCACCCGCGUCACAGGCCCUCUGCCCAUCUGCGUUCCCAAUAAAGAAAAACCUCUUCUGAGGCUGCUUUCCCAAAUCUUCCCCUGCAUCUUUCCCUCUUCAUCUAUCCCGUCUUCUCUGAGCAUCCUACAUUUAUCCUGUGUUCUGCCUUUGUUUUAAUUUUGGCUCUUGCUUGGCCUGCCACAGAAAGGUUCUCUGGGCCCCCGGGUUCCAGUUGAUACCAUAUCCUUGACCAGCCACUCGCCACCCCCUUUCCUCAUCCCCCACUGCGGUUCUCUGGCCACCUGUGCAUGCGUGUGUACUUUUGCCUGGGUCAGUAGUAUGUGCGGAUGUGUGUGCAUGAAUCUUUCACAUAGAGGGAGCCUGAACUAGAACCUCAGAGCAUUACUGCUUUGGGGCCUGAUGUUCUUGGUUUCCUCAGUGCAUGAAACAGGAAAUUAAAUGGGAUGAGUGUUUGGUGUGGAUUUUGUCUGUUGAGUUUUUUAACCUUUGUUUUUCAUAUGUAGACUGUUAAACUAUUCCUGUUUGUUUUAUUUUAUUGAGGAUUACUCGUUUUUGUCUUCCUUGUGAGCAGGCUCUUGGAAGAACCUGUUUGAUGCAAAAAAGAAAACGGAAAAAAAACAGCAACUCUCAUAUGGGAGCCUUUGUGUCUCAGAGGCUGUUCAACGUGUAUAAUAAAUGGCAUUGACUGGGCCUAUUUCACAUUUGGUGGGAACAUUC